UUCCAAACUAGCUGUUUAAUGCUGCGAGGAAUAAGAGUGAUAAGGUGCGGGUGGUUGAAUCUCCACUGUGCAGUGUCUCUCAGAGAGAUGGAGAAGUUAAUCUCUCCAAGAAACAUCAACCCAUUUCCUUACAUCUCUGGCUAUGGCUCCCAAACAGUCAAUUUGCUUUCCAAGACCUUCAACUUCAGAAAAUUUCCUCAGAAGCCCUUCCAAUUCUCUCUGGGCACCAGAAGAAGCUUCAGUUUGGGCUCAAGAAAUGCACAAUGUGGCACAUUUUGCCUCCUACAAGUUGAGGGCCCUUCAGGUAUUGAACUCUCCGGGGCAGAUGCAACCAUUUCAGGCGAGCCCUUCACUGCCAAUGGUGCAGCCAACCUUUUAGCCAUCAGUGCACAAGACAUGCGACGCAUAGUGCUUGUAGACUUGGACCCUUCAACAGCAAAGUUAGCCAUCGGUUUUCUGGGGCCUUUUCUUUCAGCAUUCGGUUUUCUGUUCAUUCUAAGAAUAGUGAUGUCCUGGUACCCAAUCCUCCCCGUUGAGAAGUUCCCAUAUGUGAUAGCAUAUGCACCCACAGAACCGCUGUUAGCCCAGACGCGCAAACUGAUCCCGCCAGUGGGGGGGGUGGAUGUAACGCCAGUGGUCUGGUUUGGACUAAUCAGUUUCCUGAAUGAGAUAUUGGUCGGACCACAAGGCCUGCUUGUCCUCCUAUCUCAACAGGUUUAGCUACAAAAGCCACAGUUAGUUUUUCACAAGGCGAAGGAGUAGAGGAAGCUAUUGAACUAAGCAAAGCAUUUUAUUAUCAUUGCAUCCAUUACAACUAUC
This is a messenger RNA of Diospyros lotus (date-plum), 819 nucleotides long. Its product is annotated as ylmG homolog protein 1-1, chloroplastic. The coding region runs from base 19 to 720 and encodes 233 amino acids. The transcript is spliced from 2 exons. The record is from RefSeq and is a predicted model, not a curated record. Gene Ontology annotation, cellular component: chloroplast thylakoid membrane. NCBI's taxonomy places the organism in Eukaryota, Viridiplantae, Streptophyta, Magnoliopsida, Ericales, Ebenaceae.